Molecule: messenger RNA, 863 nt
Organism: Arvicanthis niloticus (Nile rat)
Lineage: Eukaryota; Metazoa; Chordata; Mammalia; Rodentia; Muridae
Gene: Omp
Product: olfactory marker protein
Biological process (GO): sensory perception of smell; signal transduction
Cellular component (GO): nucleus; neuronal cell body; cytosol
Source: RefSeq, a predicted model, not a curated record
CAACAGCUGUAGCACUUGGGCCAUGGCAGAGGACGGGCCACAGAAGCAGCAGCUGGACAUGCCGCUGGUUCUGGACCAGGACCUGACCAAGCAGAUGCGGCUCCGGGUAGAGAGCCUCAAGCAGCGUGGGGAGAAGAAGCAGGAUGGCGAGAAGCUGCUCCGGCCGGCUGAGUCUGUCUACCGCCUUGAUUUCACCCAGCAGCAAAAGCUGCAGUUCGAUCACUGGAACGUGGUUCUGGACAAGCCGGGCAAGGUCACCAUCACAGGCACCUCGCAGAACUGGACGCCCGACCUCACCAACCUCAUGACACGCCAGCUGCUGGACCCCGCCGCCAUCUUCUGGCGCAAGGAAGACUCCGAUGCCAUGGAUUGGAAUGAGGCGGAUGCCCUGGAGUUUGGGGAGCGUCUUUCUGACCUGGCCAAGAUCCGAAAGGUCAUGUAUUUCCUCAUCACUUUUGGUGAGGGUGUGGAGCCUGCCAACCUAAAGGCCUCUGUGGUGUUUAACCAGCUCUGAUGACAGCCCUGACUGCCCUGCACCUGGUCCUAACUCUCCCUUGCCCAGACCACCUUCCUCAAUGUAUUUUGGGGACAUCAUCUAGCUGCUCCUUCUGUGCUCAUCUUGGCCAGAGGCCCCUUAAAUGCCGCAUCCCCUCUUUUUCCCCCGGGUGCCAGUGCUUCGGCUCACAGUGAUGUCCCAUGGCUCCGUAGUCUAGAAGCUGGACGCUGCUACCAUAGAUAGUAGAGGCCUUUGGGUCCAUGAGCGAAGAUGGAUGGGCCUCUUGGAUACCUGUGAUCUCUGCUUUAUUGUGGUGAAGAGCGGGAUUGAGAGAUAAAGACUGACCAAGAGAUGCAAACAGCCAGCA